This is a messenger RNA of Drosophila eugracilis, 2765 nucleotides long. Its product is annotated as xaa-Pro aminopeptidase 2. The record is from RefSeq and is a predicted model, not a curated record. Gene Ontology annotation, molecular function: metalloaminopeptidase activity. NCBI's taxonomy places the organism in Eukaryota, Metazoa, Arthropoda, Insecta, Diptera, Drosophilidae.
CAAAGUUUUUCAGUUUGCUUGUUGCUUUACACGCGUGCGGUUCGUUUAAAUUGGCUUCUCUUUCGUUUUAAUAUAAUUCAACCAAGAAAACAAAAUAAAAUAAAACAAAAAAACUGUGUGUGUGCGUCUUUUGAAACCGCCAAAGAAAAAAGAACGCAACAAUUCGCAAAAGUGCAGAAGGCAGGAAGAGCCAAUUCGGGCAAACACAAACAAUUCUUUCGCUUUCUGGCCAAGUUCUACAGACUGCCGACUACGAACUACGGGCUGGUACAUCGCGGGAAUAUUUAAGUGCAAAUAAAAACAAUGACGACAGCCAAAUGGAUUUGGCGCUUGGCGCUGAGCAUCUUGCUGGUCGUGGGCUUCGUGGCUGCCGAGAAGCCAAAGGGCUAUCAUCGGGAGAUUUGCCAGUAUCGCAAGGGCAAACAUAUCCAGCCUAUGAGCGUUUACCAUAAUCGACUGAUGGCGAUGCGCGAACAAAUGCAGAUCAGAGCCACGCUGCAGGGGCCUGAGAUUUAUGGUUACAUAUUGCCCUCUACGGAUGAGCAUCUCAACCAGGAAGUGGCGAGCCGGGACCAAAGACUGCGAUAUCUUUCUGGCUUUUCAGGAGUACGAGCUUUUGCAGCCGUAACCAGUCAUGGAGCAGCCAUUUGGCUAGAGAAUAGAUAUGCUCAACAGGCGGAUGGUGAGCUGGAAUGCGACUGGGAGAUCUAUCUGACCAGCGGGAAUGUCACCGUAGCCGACUGGCUGGGUAGCCAUAUUCACAUUGACAAACGAGUGGGCGCCGAUCCUCAUCUGGUUCCCCAUUCCCUUUGGGUUCAAUGGGAGCGAGAGCUUGAGGAUAAGUUCCUCAAGUUGGUCAAGAUCAACACCAACCUGGUGGAUUAUAUUUGGGGUUCCGAGCGCCCAGAGACGCCUAAGAACCAGGUGAUACAGGUACAUCCGAAGCAUUUCGCUGGAUUUAGCUGGCAGGAAAAGGUCAAGGAGCUGAGACGUCGGCUGGCCCAUCUGGGCUGUGAUGCAAUGGUGGUCACUUCGUUAACUGAGAUUGCUUAUUUGCUCAACAUUUGGAGCACAGACAUUCCUUACACGCCUGUGGUGAAGUCAUACGCCAUCGUCAGCCAGGAUGAAAUAUUCUUUUAUGUCGACCAUACCAAAAUCAGCCUGGGCAUUGACCUUCAUCUGCGGACAGAUUGCAUUAAUGCAGAUUGCGUGAAGAUUAAGGAAUACAAUCAAAUUUGGAGUGAUAUCCGCACCUAUGCUCAGCUCUGGAAGCGCGUUCUGGUUCCGAUACCCUGUGUACAGGAACUUGGCGCUUCGGAGGCAAUAUAUACCUCAAUGCCGGGAAAAAUUGUCGUUUCGGAGAUCUCACCCAUUAUCUUUAUGCGGGCACAGAAGAACUCCGAUGAACAAGCUGGAAUGAGGAGGGCGCACAUCCGGGAUGGAGCUGCCAUUUGCGAGGCCCUGAGCAAUAUGGAAACUAGGUUCCACACGGAGCAAUGGACCGAGGAGAAGAUUAAGUACGAGGUGGAGCUGUGGCGUUUGUCGCAGAAGAAUGCCAAGGGUCUAUCCCUACGAACAGUGGUAGCCUACGGAGAACACUCCGCCUUACCGUACUACAUCUCCAGCAACGUGACCAACAUCGAAGUCUCUGACCAGAGUCUGCUAGUCAUCGAAUCUGGUGGUCAGUAUCUGGAGGGUACCACUGACGUCUCGCGCACCUUCAUCUUCGGUGAGCCUACGCAGGAGAUGAAGAAGGCGUACACAAAUGUGCUGGCUGGAAUUCUGCAUCUGACACAACUCAAGUUUCCCUCUGACCUGAAGCCAUCCGAGGUGGACGCCCUGGUUCGCAGCAUGGUGUGGAAGGAAAUGACGGACUAUCCGCAGGCAACGGGUCAUGGGAUAGGAGCAUUUGGUUCCGUUGAGGAACCCCCAAUAUCAGUAGCCUAUGGCAAGAACAGCAGCUUCCAUUUCAAACAGGGCUACUUUUUCUCCAGCGAAUCCGGUUACUAUAAGCGCAAUGAUUUUGGAGUUCGUUUGAAGAACGUUCUUGAGGUGGUGGACACCGGACACAGGCAUCCCAGUGGAACACACUUCCUUGCAUUCCAGGACGUUACUAUGGUGCCCUAUGAGCCCAAACUGAUUGACAGUACACUCCUCAGUGCGGCGGAAAAGCGCCUCCUUAACGAGUACAAUGCCAAAAUCCGAAACGAUGUCGGAGACGAGCUGAAGCGACUGGGUAAUAUGCGUGCCUUCUAUUGGAUGAUGAACCAAACGCGACACAUCCGGGAAUAUCUGCCGGAGGACGAAUACCGCUCGGCGACUGCGGGAGGAAGUUGCGGUCACACCACGAGUCCCCUGAUACUCCUGGGACUCUUGAUUAUCUUUUCUGCAAUCAUCCAUACGCAAUCCUAGGGACCAGAGUUCUACUUUACUCUAUUUGUAAUUAUAUAGAUUUAGGUAGCUAUGCAAAUUAAAAGAGAGAGUCUGGGACUAACACGAAAUCGAACCAAUCAAUAACUGCAACUGUUAGUAUUUUAGAAACGUCAUUUGGCAUCGAGUUUAAAUCAGCAAAAAAGUCGCACCCAACCACCAAGUUUCCUGUUUAGGAUAGGUAUUCACUUAAACCAAAUACGUAAAAUGAAUUGUAUAAAACUUUAAUCGUAAUUGACCAAAAAUAUGUUAAAACUGUUUUACAUUAAUAUUAAAAUUGUCUUUAUACUUAAGAAAUAACAUUGUAUAUUUUUCUAAAUAUAAUUUGGAAAGUA